AUGCAUCGAAUCAGCCCCCGCAUCCCCGCCGAACCCCUGGACUGGACGCUCCGUGAUUACAAGUGGGCGACCCCGAGCGACACCAGCGCAUUCUUCAUGCCCUUGCUCUUUGUCCGCUUCGCGUCGCGACCACCAGAUGCCAGCCGCAUGCAGGCGCGCGACAGCCCCGAGCCCAGGGUCGACAUUGUCCAGAGCAGCCCCAAGGCCAGGGUCGACACAGUCCAGAGCAGCCCUGAGCUUAGGGUCGACACUGUCCAGAGCAGCCCUGAGCCCAGGGUCAACAUUGUCCAGAGCAGCCCUGAGCCCAGGGUCGACAUUGUCCAGAGCAGCCCCAAGGCCAGGGUUGACACAGUCCAGAAGCAGCCCAAGGCCAGGGUUGACACAGUCCAAAACAGCCCUGAGCCCAGGGUCGACACUGUCCAGAGCAGCCCUGAGCCCAGGGUCAACAUUGUCCAGAGCAGCCCUGAGCCCAGGGUCGACAUUGUCCAGAGCAGCCCCAAGGCCAGGGUUGACACAGUCCAGAGCAGCCCUGAGCCCAGGGUCGACACUGUCCAGAGCAGUCUCGAGCCCAGGGUCGACAUUGUCCAGAGCAGCCCCAAGGCCAGGGUUGACACAGUCCAGAGCAGCCCUGAGCCUAGGGUCGACACUGUCCAGAGCAGCCCUGAGCCCAGGGUCAACAUUGUCCAGAGCAGCCCCAAGGCCAGGGUUGACACAGUCCAGAGCAGCCCUGAGCCUAGGGUCGACACUGUCCAGAGCAGCCCUGAGCCCAGGGUCGACACUGUCCAGAGCAGUCUCGAGCCCAGGGUCGACAUUGUCCAGAGCAGCCCCAAGGCCAGGGUUGACACAGUCCAGAGUAGCCCUGAGCCUAGGGUCGACACUGUCCAGAGCAGCCCUGAGCCCAGGGUCAACAUUGUCCAGAGCAGCCCUGAGCCUAGGGUCGACACUGUCCAGAGCAGCCCUGAGCCCAGGGUCGACAUUGUCCAGAGCAGCCCCAAGGCCAGGGUUGACACUGUCCAGAGCAGCCCUGAGCCCAGGGUCGACACUGUCCAGAGCAGUCUCGAGCCCAGGGUCGACAUUGUCCAGAGCAGCCCCAAGGCCAGGGUUGACACAGUCCAGAGCAGCCCUGAGCCCAGGGUCGACAUUGUCCAGAGCAGCCCCAAGGCCAGGGUUGACACUGUCCAGAGCAGUCCUGAGCCCAGGGUCGACACUGUCCAGAGCAGUCUCGAGCCCAGGGUCGACAUUGUCCAGAGCAGUCCGAAGGCCAGGGUUGACACAGUCCAGAGCAGCCCUGAGCCUAGGGUCGACACUGUCCAGAGCAGCCCUGAGCCCAGGGUCAACAUUGUCCAGAGCAGCCCUGAGCCCAGGGUCGACAUUGUCCAGAGCAGCCCCAAGGCCAGGGUUGACACAGUCCAGAGCAGCCCUGAGCCUAGGGUCGACAUUGUCCAGAGCAGCCCUGAUCCCAGGGUCAACAUUGUCCAGAGAAGCCCCAAGGCCAGGGUUGACACAGUCCAGAGCAGCCCUGAGCCCAGGAUCGACACUGUCCAGAGCAGCCCUGAGCCCAGGUUUAACAUUGUCCAGAGCAGCCCCAAGGCCAGGGUUGACACAGUCCAGAGCAGCCCUGAGCCCAGGAUCGACACUGUCCAGAGCAGCCCUGAGCCCAGGGUCAACAUUGUCCAGAGCAGCCCCAAGGCCAUGGUUGACACAGUCCAGAGCAGCCCUGAGCCUAGGGUCGACACUGUCCAGAGCAGCCCUGAGCCCAGGGUCGACAUUGUCCAGAGCAGCCCUGAGCCCAGGGUCGACAUUGUCCAGAGCAGCCCUGAGCCCAGGGUCAACAUUGUCCAGAGCAGUCUCGAGCCCGAGCUCACACUCGCGCACUCGCUCCCGUCGAGGUCGUCCCGCGAGUCCGCGCACUCGUCGCCCGAGUGCCUCGGUGGCGCCCUCCCCUCUCCUCAACGUCCGGGCUCCUCGCUCGACCCUCGUCUGCGCCCAGCGCUCCUGGCGGCUGUUUCCGUCGACAGCCCGUGA
Messenger RNA from Bacillus rossius redtenbacheri, 2025 nucleotides. Its product is annotated as serine/arginine repetitive matrix protein 1-like. The transcript has 5 exons. Gene Ontology annotation, molecular function: lipid binding. The coding region runs from base 1 to 2025 and encodes 674 amino acids. NCBI's taxonomy places the organism in Eukaryota, Metazoa, Arthropoda, Insecta, Phasmatodea, Bacillidae. The record is from RefSeq and is a predicted model, not a curated record. Gene Ontology annotation, cellular component: extracellular region. Gene Ontology annotation, biological process: lipid transport; lipoprotein metabolic process.